Molecule: messenger RNA, 4884 nt
Organism: Nelumbo nucifera (sacred lotus)
Lineage: Eukaryota; Viridiplantae; Streptophyta; Magnoliopsida; Proteales; Nelumbonaceae
Biological process (GO): double-strand break repair
Cellular component (GO): nucleus; site of double-strand break
Source: RefSeq, a predicted model, not a curated record
GMGGUAAUCCCUCCUUCGUAUUUCUCUCUCUCCCCCGAGUUCUCUUCUUCCCCUUCCCCUUUCUCUCCUCCCAUUUCUCUUCUCUUUCAUUUACGCCCAGGUUGCUUUCAACAACAGCCCAAUUCCAGGGCCGUGAGCAAGUAGGCGAUUCUCCUAAGAUUGAAGUUGAGGUARUGAUCUGCUGUCACCAACCGUUUCUCGAAAUAGCAGUGGGGAUGUAUGGAUUUGCAAUGAUCAAAAGUGUUGCGGUCCACGGCUUUGCUCUGCCUAUCUCCGGCGUGGUCCUCUGCUCGUCUCUAUUCUUUUUCUCUUCUGGCCCUCCCGAAGCUGCAUUAGACAUCUUCUGAUUAUUUUAUGGACUGCCGGGAUCGUUGCUUGUUCAUGAGAUUUGCUUAUUAAUGUUAUUAGUAAAUAAGUGAUUCUUGUUCAUUACUUCAUUAUUUGUAUUUUCUCUGUUUCGGAUUUCAGAUUCAUGAAUACGAUUAUGUAAUAGCAUGUUGAGACUUGAGUUUCCGGCAUAGUACCCUGGAUAUUGUUUCUGGCAAGUUUUACACUGGCCAAGCUCAACUGGUAUAGUACCCUGAAUAUUGUUUUCGGCAAGUUUUAUUGCAGUCAGGUUCUGACACCUUCCCCAACUCGGUGAGAGCUCCCCAUUCAACUUAUUGUUGCUUAGGUCAAUAUAAUCAAGGUUUGGAUACACUCCAAGGUCGGGGUCUAUACUUCCUGUGAGUUGGUUUCCUUCGAGUCGGAAUCUAUACAAGGUUGGGCAGUUUUUCAAGCCCUUUGGUAUGGGGCCUGUGAAAUUGUUGCUUGCUGUAGUGAAAUUCACAAGCAAACCAUUUUUGCAAAGUUGUUGUGAUAAGUGGCCAGAGAAGUUGUAAUUCAUGUGGAAAACGGUCAACAAGGAAAGGUUUCCUAUUUCUUGAGGUACUAUCCCAGAUAAUCGAUUUCUGUUGAGGCGCAAAUCAAUUAAACUUCUCCAAGUGCCUGUGGUGGGAGGGAUUGAUCCAAAGAGAUGAUUUAGAUCAAGGAACAAGUGGGUUAGCUUGGUCAAAUUGCCCAAAGACAGAGGGAUAGUGCCUAUAAGGUUGUUCCCCCGUAAAAGCAGUUUCUCCAAGUUAUUGACAUCUCCUAUUUCUGAUGGGGUUGAACCAGAUAUCUAAUUAUUCAUGAGGACUAGCUCUCUUAGACUUGUGAGGAGGGUAAUCUCCCUAGGUAUUAUCCCAGUGAGAUUAUUGUAUUGGAGAUCAAGGUUGGUUAGUCUUGUCCAGUUGGAGAACAGAUGUGGGUGUAGCUCACCGGUUAAGGCGUUAUUGGAAAGGUAGAGCUUGGAGAGGCUACUGAGAUUGGCCAGCUAUAGAGGAAGAACACCAGAAAGCUGAUUGACAGAUUGGCCACCACAACGCUUUUGAUCACUGCAAAUCCAUACAUCCUCACUGCUAUUUCCUCACUACCCCAACCCCAGGUGUCGACUUUGCUGCUGAGAAACGGUUGGUGACAGCAGAUCACUACCUCAACUUCAGUCACAGGAGAAUCACCUUCUUGCUCGCGGUCCUGGAAUUGGGCUGCUGUAGCUUGGGCGUUAGUGAAAGAGAAGAGAAAGGGGAGGAGAGAAAGGGGAAGGGGAAGAAGAGAAAUUGGGGGGUGGGGGGGAGAGAGAGAGAGAGAAAUGCGAAUGAAUUUGAGGUAGAAGGGAUUACCGUCGUCAUGAAAUGGGGAAGAUGAAGAGUGUUUUUCAACCAAUUGUCUUUAUUAUAGUAAUAAUAUGGGGAUUAAAAAAUAUUGCAACAGCGAAUUUCAAUGAAAGACUAACGGAAGGGGGUUUUUGUCUCAAGGUCAUAAUACAAGGCGUAUUUGUAAUUUACCUUUUUUUGAAGGGAGAAUGGCCCAUACCCCUAUGUCAGAAUUUGUAAGUUAAAAGUACAUUUGAGAUAGGUACCAAUUCAAGGCGAGUAUGAAUGCAUAUUAUUUCUCCGUUUUUUAAAUUACUGAACCGUUUGAUUCAAUUAAUCAAAAUUUUCUAUUCGCUUCGAUUUUUCGAUUUUUUUUGCUCAUCCCUGCCUCCCGGCCCUCCCCCACCCUGCACACGGGUUUGGAUUAUGAAAAUCCAACCCGCUGCGGUUUGAUUUCGAGGAGGGCACGGGUUGGUAGGUUUUCAACCCGUUGUCAUCCUUGAAUACUUCUAACUUCGGUCAUGGCAUUUUCAAUAUUUCCCGCCAUAUUCACCCGUACGCGGAAGGAAUGACACUGAAGCUGAAGAAACAUUAGCGCAGCGAUGGAUGCCUCGCAUUUCAUCCCCUUGAUAUCGGUUUCUGAUAUUCGACUUCAUUAUCUAGGUCUUUGUCUCCUACUACACUUCCAAUAAUCCCACAAUCUGUACACGAGCUCCAUUUAGCGAAACCACUGUUUUUGGAAUUUUGUUAAUUAAAGCUCCCUUCAUAUCACCGAUUUGUGAGCAUGGGAGAUGUGAAGAGAUGGACCGUGACCUACACAAAACACAUCAAGCAGAAGAGGAAAGUAUACCAGGAUGGUGUUUUAGAGUUUUAUAGCUCGCUCGACAAGAUCACACUUUAUGAUGAUGGUGGGAAGCUCUUACAGACCAGAUUCUUGAAGAAGGAUGAAGUAAUUGGAUCUGGUGAAACACUGACAUUUGAUGCUCAUCUCGUUGACAUUGGGGAUCCUGAAGGAAACCAUGAGCCUCUGGUGAAUUUUAAUAAUGACCAAGGAAGAUAUAAGAAACCAAUUGGAAUGACAUGGAUGUUACAUGGUCAAAAAGCUAGAAAGCCUACUUUUGUUGAAAACAGAAAGACUAAUACAGGAAAUAGUGAGACACCACCCAAUUGCCCAAAUAUGAGACUAAACAUUAUCAGAGAAUUUCAAGCACUUUACACUACACAAAUAACUCAAAAGGCGAAGAAGUAUCAUGAUGGGAUUAUACAGCUUACUGUUUGUGGUUCCCAACAGCAGCAGGUCAUGCUAUAUGAUGCCAGCAGGAGGCUCUUAGACAGUAGAUUCCUGAAGAAGGAUGAAGUGGUUCGACCUGGUGAAAAACUAGUCUUUGAUGCCUAUCUGGUUGACAUUGGAGAUCCAGAAUGGAGCCAUAAGCCUCCAAAAGGCUUAAAUCUCAAAGAAAGAGAUAGCAAAGUAGAUAAAUGGAUACUGCAUAGAGAAAAGGCUAGACAUAAUUCGUCUUCAACUGGUACCUUUAUUUCUAUCAAGCUAAAUAUAGACAAUGGAAAUACUGAGCUGAAAGAUGGUGCAUCAACACAAAGUCAUCUUAAUACUGAACAAUGUAUUGUAAGAGAGUGGCAUGCCUUGUAUACCACACAAAUAACUCAAAAGGCAAAGAAGUAUCAUGAUGGGAUUCUUCGACUUUCAAAAUCCAGUUCCCAUGGAAAACAGGCUAUUUUGUUAAGUGAAGAUGGAAAAGUCCUGAGCUGUAAAUAUCUUAACUCAUCAACAGAUGUGAAAACUGGAAGUGCAUUUGUAUUGACAAAUUAUGUAGUUGAGAUUGGUGAACUACGACCUCUCCAGGAAGGAGAACUCCAAACUAUUGUUUCUUCUAGGAAAGAUGAAGAUUAUAAUUCCAGCAGAUCAGGUGUUGGCAACCGUGAUCUAUGUGGGAAGGUCCCUAGGAGUGCAAUACGUGAUGCACACCAGAUCUUAUCCAUUCUUAAAAAGCCAAUGGCUCAGGAAGGUGUUGCCCCCACCAGGACCCCUGUGGGGCAGGCACAUUCUUCACAAUCUCCAGAUGUACUCCAAUUUUGUCUUCAGUGUCAGCUACCUGCAGAAACUGCACAAGAGGCAAACUUGUCAAAGAGGAACACAGUAGAUGAUCAUGAGGGCAACUCUAGAAAUUUGAAUAGAGAAAGAACUAGCCCAAUGAAUACCAACAAAAGUGAGGAAACUUUUGCAACGGACAUCUACUUGAUGGAUCCUGACAGUAGAGGGGAAUUACAAACAGAAGCUCUCUCGCAUGGCACAGCAGCUUCCAACACCUUGACACCAAAGUCUUACUCGGGGUUAACCGAUGAAAGUACAACAAUCUCAGCCUCCUCUUUUAUGGCGCCUCAAGUUUCAAAUGUUGUGUUGGAUUUGAAUGACGAUUCCGGGCCACCAAGUUCGUCAAUGCCACAAGAUUCCUCAAGUGGGAAUACUUAAUUUCGCAUGCUUUAUGAACUUGCUUCGUCAUAAGAAUCCAAUUGCAGCGAGAGUCGAAUCCUCGAGGAUUUGCUUGGUGAACAUACCAACCAGCCUUGUAUAGACAACAUAUGGAAUGAUGGGCCAAAGUGCAAGGAGGCUGCUGCUCUGGAUUCAUCAAUUUUGAUCACCGCUGACACGUCUUCUCGUGGCCCUACUCACUAUAAAAGUGAGAGCUCCAAUUCCGAGGAACUCAACAUCAUACCCAAGGGAAACGUGGACAAAGAUGACUUCCCAACUUUUGAUCUGGGAUUUUGAUUGUUGAAUCAUGAAUGUGGUCUAUAUAAUACACACUAUUAUGUCUAAAUAUUGGUUAGCCGCUACCAUCGUUGGUUCAUUUCAAAAGUCAUUGACAAAGGUGAGACGAUAAUCAUGAUGCGUUUGACGGUGGUGACUGGUGGCGUCCAAGUUCCAAGUUCCAACCCUGGAUCAUGAUUGAUUUUAUUGUCUAAUUUGCACGAGGUAAACAAAUGCUCUCUUUCUCUCUCUCACUACCCCUUUAUGUUUUAGUAGAUUUCAGAUCUGCGCCCCACAGUGUUCUACAGCACAUUUCUGCUGUGUAUUGAAAACAUCUCCCGAUAAUGACAUCAGAUGUAAACUUUUGUUUUUUAGUGAUAGGCGGAUAACGGAUUAGUGGAUUAAGACUUGAAGAGAACUUGAACACCCAGAUUUUUGUAGCAUCUA